AUGCCGUGCCAGAAUUCCUUGGUUAGCCAAACUGUUAAGUUCAUUUGCCAAAGUGUCAUUAUCCGUGCAGAUAGCAACACACCAUGCGCAAGCUUGAUCCAUUGUCCUUGUGGAGAAUACUGUGACCGUGGAGGUGGAAAAUGCCGUGCCGCCAAAUGUACCGAAAUUGGAGGCGAAUGCCCGGCCUACGGUCUGCCUUUCAAUUUCCGAUGUCACCACGGAGUUUGCAUGUUGCCGCAAGAAGACAUUCAGGCCUCAAUCAGCCGGGUCAAUAAAGCAGCCAAAGCUGCCAAUCGAAGCCCCAAGGGAAAGGGAAAGGGCAAACUGCCUAAGGCUAAAUUGAUUGCUUGAUGGUGAUAUUUCGAGGGAGACACAUACGUUUAAGAAUGGUAUUGACACUGCUUCAGAAAAUGGUGCACAUAUCAGAGUCCCAACUUCAAGCUGAUGUAGCACUCUAGACGAAAUUAAAGAAUUGAAUGUUCAAUACCUGCAGUACUUCCCGCCCAA
Messenger RNA from Tigriopus californicus, 507 nucleotides. RefSeq lists its product as uncharacterized. The transcript has 2 exons. The record is from RefSeq and is a predicted model, not a curated record. Lineage: Eukaryota; Metazoa; Arthropoda; Copepoda; Harpacticoida; Harpacticidae. The coding region runs from base 1 to 351 and encodes 116 amino acids.